Andrographis paniculata is the source of this 849-nucleotide messenger RNA. Its product is annotated as RPM1-interacting protein 4-like. The record is from RefSeq and is a predicted model, not a curated record. The coding region runs from base 125 to 652 and encodes 175 amino acids. Lineage: Eukaryota; Viridiplantae; Streptophyta; Magnoliopsida; Lamiales; Acanthaceae. The transcript is spliced from 4 exons.
GCUCCAUUCACAAGUGGAUGGAUCCACGCGGAAACUCUUACUCAUUUAUUUGAACUGACGCCACCGGAAAAUCUCAAGAAACAACCGCCGGCGCCGGAGAAUUAAUUCAUCAACCGGCCGAUCGAUGGCUCAGCGAUCGCCGCACGUUCCCAAAUUCGGCAAUUGGGACGCCGACAAUGUUCCCUACACAGCCUUCUUCGAGAACGCCCGCAAGGAAAAAUCCGGCGCCGGCGUCAGAAUAAACCCUAACGAUCCCGAGCAGAACCCCGACGCCUUCAACGCCGCCAAUCUUCUCAGCUCCGAUCAGCGCACCCACAGCGCCGCCGCGGCGUCCGACGUCGCCUCGGCCGUCAACCCCGGCCACAAUCGGAAAAAGUCCCGCCGGAGUAAAUUCACAAACGACGGCCACGUCCCGCCGUCGCCUGAUGAUUACUCCGGACGAUCCGUGUCGGUGCCGAAAUUCGGAGCAUGGGAUGAGAACGAUCCAAGAUCUGCAGAAGGAUUUACUGUCAUUUUCAAUAAAGUGAAGGAGGAGAAGCACACAGCCUCGGCUAAGCUCCCCGCAGUGCCGCCGCCGUUGAAGACGAACGGCGGCUACGAUGAUCAGAACAACAAAAGUAGAUCACGGAGAUGCUGCGGCUGUUUCUUCUGAAGAACCACACCCACACCCGCACCCAAACCCACACAUAUUAUACUUAUAUCACAACAUUUCAAUUUAGGGUUUCUGAAUUUGAUUAUCACCAAGACAUGUCACAAUUUGUAAUCGGUGAAGUUAUUUUCGAAAUUGUUUGUCAAACUGAACCAAAAUUGGUCAAAUUAGCCAAUUGGAUUAGCCUUUUAUUUUUUUUA